Molecule: messenger RNA, 2353 nt
Organism: Tarenaya hassleriana
Lineage: Eukaryota; Viridiplantae; Streptophyta; Magnoliopsida; Brassicales; Cleomaceae
Product: laccase-22-like
Exons: 6
Coding region: 411-2078 (555 amino acids)
Biological process (GO): lignin catabolic process
Cellular component (GO): apoplast
Molecular function (GO): copper ion binding; hydroquinone:oxygen oxidoreductase activity
Source: RefSeq, a predicted model, not a curated record
AUGGGAGGUGAGAUUUGAUGAAAAGUUUGAAGAUGUGCUGAAACUGAGGCUAAUACAGACGACUGUGUUACUUCGCAGCACCUUCAUGAAAGCUACGCUGCAACUUUUUUCCCGAGUUACUUGUUCUACAAGUAAUCACUUUGAGCUCCAUCUAGAUGGGAACAGGAACAGGGCUUGUCCCAUUCUCGCAAACGAGAAGUAAACUUCAGUCCGAGUUGAAAAAAUGGCUGCAACAGUUUCAGCACCUUCUUUGUGUAGUUUUGAAGUAAAAAAAAAAGAAAGAAAAAAAAAAAUGAUGAAACCCAGAAGAUUUUAUAAGUCCACCUAACUUAUUACAAGGACAUUGCAGCAUAAACUUCCAUUUAAAGCUGUGUCAUAGAUUCGCCUGUCGGAACUCAGAGUUCAAGAAAAUGGCUUCCUCUGUCCAGUUAACGCUUCUUCUCUUAGCUCUGGCUUUUCUGGUUCUGGCUGAUGCGAAGAUUCGCCGGUACAAGUUCGAUGUGGUGAUGAAGAACACAACUAAGCUCUGUUCAACGAAAUCAAUAGUCACCGUCAAUGGGAAGUUCCCUGGACCGACUCUUUACGCGAGGGAAGACGACCAAGUCAUCGUUAACCUCACGAACCAUGUCAACUACAAUGUUACCAUACACUGGCAUGGUGUGAAGCAACUUAGGACAGGAUGGUCAGAUGGACCGGCCUAUAUAACUCAAUGUCCGAUCCAACCGGGAGGAACUUUUAUUUACAACUUUACCCUCACGGGCCAACGAGGAACACUCCUCUGGCACGCCCACAUCUCGUGGCUAAGGGCGACGGUUCACGGCGCCAUCGUCAUCUUGCCCAGACACCGAGUGGCUUACCCUUUUCCCCGGCCUCACAAGGAGAAAAUCAUCAUUUUCGGAGAAUGGUGGAAAUCAGACGUUGAGGCUGUGAUUAAUCAGUCCACAUUCACCGGUUUACCUCCUAAUGUCUCAGAUGCUCACACCAUUAAUGGACAGUCCGGUCCUCUCUUGGGCUGUAACUCUCCCGGUUACACUUUGCAUGUCGAGAGCGGGAAAACGUACAUGUUACGGAUCAUCAAUGCUGCACUGAAUGACGAGCUCUUCUUCAAGAUCGCCGGCCACACCUUAACUGUCAUCGAAGUCGAUGCUUCAUACACGAAACCCUUUAGUGCAGACACGUUGUUUCUCGGUCCUGGCCAGACAACGAACGCUCUUCUUACCGCAGAUCAGUCCUCAGGAAAGUACUUGAUCACGAUCUCUCCGUUCAUGGACACGAUUGUCACAGUGGAUAACGUAACGGGGACAGCUUUCUUGCAUUAUAACGAUACAACCUCGUCUCCUUCCCUCGUUUCAGACAAGAUCCCUCCUGUAAAUGCGACGAGCGUUGCUCUCGGCUUCUCAGACAAUCUCAGAAGCCUAAACUCGAGAGAUUACCCGGCGAAUGUCCCGUUAAGAGUCGAUCAUUCGCUGUUUUUCACGAUAGGUGUCGGUAUAAACCCUUGCGAAACAUGCAUUAACAACACUAAGGCUGUCGGAGAUAUCAACAAUGUCAGCUUUGUAAUGCCGACCAUUGGUAUCCUUCAAGCUCAUUACUACAACAUAAGCGGCGUUUUCACCGACGAUUUCCCGGGGAAACCCUUGAUCCCGUUCAACUACACGGCUAAUAAUUCCACGGCGAAUAUGAGGACGAUGAACGGAACGAAGGCAUAUAGGCUCGCGUAUAACUCGACCGUACAGCUUGUCAUACAAGGAACGAGCGUUAUAGCACCCGAGAGCCAUCCCACCCACCUCCACGGAUUCAAUUUUUUCGUGAUCGGAAAAGGCGUUGGGAAUUUCGACCCGUUGAAUGAUCCGAAGAAGUUUAACCUCGUCGAUCCGGUCGAGAGGAACACCGUAAGCGUCCCUACUGCGGGAUGGACUGCAAUCCGGUUCAGAGCCGAUAAUCCUGGGGUUUGGUUCUUCCAUUGUCAUCUGGAAGUGCACACAUCGUGGGGAUUAAAGAUGGUGUUUCUUGUGGAAAACGGCAAAGGUCCGAAUGAAACGCUUCUUCCUCCUCCAAGCGAUCUCCCUAAGUGUUAAAAGAAUUGAUCUAUCGAAUAAAUUCGGUUUUCGGUUUUCGGGAAAAAGUGUCUGAAACUGGAAAAAAAAAAUCUUGUCUGAGAUUCAAUAAAGACGAAGAAGAGGAGGAAGGAGAAGAGGGUUGCUUGCGUUUGAAGUUAGGGCUUGAAAAGUGUUGUGCUUCAUAUCGUUCUUAAUUUAAAAUGUUUUAUUGGUCCGACAUGAGAAAGUAAUGAAUUUUUAUGUGCUUUAUUUUAAUUCAAAAUAUUUAUAAAAAAAAAAAAUUUAGACGCGUC